GCCACUUUAGGUUUUCUAGUUGACCGAGGGGCCUAGUGUCCUUUUCCUACCUACCUGUUGUCGAGUUUCAUCAUUUAUCAUGUUUGGCCUCGAGUAUCUCACAUCCGACCAAAACAAUGACCACAUUCCCUUCACAACAAAUCGUUCGAUCUGAUCUUAUACCGCUCAUUCUCAUUCUCAUCCUCGCUCAUGACUCUGCUUCGCCGCAGCCUAGAUAACCCUUGCUUAGACCUCCUCUCCGAGUACAUACACACUUGCAAGUUGUCUCGUCCAUCUCAGCUCAGUCGUUGUCGUCCUGUCCCUGCCCGGCCGCACCCUUGCUAGCAUGACGCCUCACUCGCUUUGUACUCGACAUACAUAGACCACAACUCAUAGUCGUUCCAUAAUACAUACGAUAAUAUACAAUACCCGCUCCUCGAGCUCAGUUCAGCCCUCAGCCCCCAUUCCCAUCAAUCUCGACACUACCAGCCGUUUGACACCGAACCAAGGCCCCAACCACUGCUUACCGCACCAUUUUGCCCUAGUCCAACACGAUCUGCAGCCCACUCCCACUGUUAAACGGACUGCAGACUGCCUGUUCCCUCGCCUUCGCUCUAAACUGGAUCGCCCCCCUCCCAUCCCUCUCCACCGUCCAUCUUGCAGCGUUGAAAUCAGAGACAUUUCCGCCUCCUGUUUCUCCAUCAAAAGCAAGCAAUCGCCAAUCUGCUAGACCGCCAGCGCGCUUCUCACUAGCACACGAACGACCCAGAUUCCAAGUUAGAGCCAUAGCCCAAGUCUCUCUGGCCUCUUCAGCCCCCCUUUUGGCGCUUGCCUGUAUGCAGAAGCCGGGCUUCUGCUCUGCCUCGACUCGCUAGCACGGCCGAACUGUAGAAAAGCUUCGGCUUUCCCCCUUCGCUCCGUCGCGGAGCUGGACCUUGGCCUCACGAUGCGCCGCUCCGCUCUUCAUAUGUCCAUGAGCCACCUACGAGACAACCCCCCGUCGCCCACAAAUACAACAGCCUCUAUUGCCGGUUCAUCUCUCAACGUUGUUGAAGCUCUCUUGCGGGACGAGGAUUUCCAAACUGAGCAUCGUCAACCUGCGGACCUACUCACAACCAGCGGCGCCUCUUAUAACACCUUCAACAUCCGCCCUCCUUCACAAGCUCAUGGUGGCCAGCCGCAAUAUAACCCAACUCUCCUGCCUAGCACAGAGGAAUCAUACAACGUCCCUGAAUUCACAGGCGAUUCGCCUAUGAUUGAUGCGUUCCCCACCGAAGAAAAUACCAUCUCCAAGGCACCUACUUUCGCGAUAGUGACUGACGGCUCUUCUACUGCAAUCGCCACCGAUUUCUCAGACCGGAACAAUCCCGACCAAUUCUCCUCCAACGCCUACAUCGAGACCUAUAAUUCCGAGUCUGAACCCCCGGAGUCCGAGUCCGACCCUGAUCAAGAGCAUCAGGACGGUAUUGAUCUUGAUUUGGACACUUCCAUCCACCCACCUUUCUUGGACGACUAUUGGAUAUCUCCCACAUAUCUCGACUUGAACUCUGACCACAUACCCCCUUACCACGACGUGGAUUAUGACAUUUAUAUGAGCGACAGCGAAGGUGGUGCUCCUCUCGACGACGCAUUCGACGAAAUUGAACACUUCACGGACGACCAGUCUGUUCUAUCUGAUGGGGACAACGAUGAAUCAACCCCUAUCAACCACUCAACUAACCAUCUUUCGCAAGCCGCCUUCCAUCCGCCCACCACAGUCGACAACGACCUAAUCAUGGAUGCUGUUCCGCCUCCUGCGCCAUGGGUUGACGUCGUGAUCGAAGACAUGGCUACGUUGGAGGGCAAUGCGUCUCCUUCGCCAGCAGAGGUUCUAGGCCAGCCACCACUGAGCAACCCCAACCCGACUAUGAUUGGAUCUCAAAAUCUUGGCCUGGUAGACUUUUUGAGACACUGGGCAUUCCAAGCUCAUGCUUCCUCCUGCCCAUCCCCCUCGCGGAUUCACGCACCCUAUCCAGAAGAUAUUCGUCGUCAAGCGAAUACACACAUCCGAGAUGUUCAGUACAAGGACCUUCAAGGCGAUGGCUAUGACAUACAGGGCUUGGAUUGGGCAUCCAUGAACACUACUAGGGAGUAUGCGCGGCAAAUACGAUGUGCCACUUUCAAGAAUUAUGUCAACAAGGAUGGCUCAGAUAGAUGGAGCCCUCACAUGGAUGACGCAGCUCUCCCCGCGAAUCAAAACUUUAUGAGAUUCAAGAGGUUCCUUAUCCGCCAGGAUGUCUAUCUAGCUCAUUUUCAGCUACGGAGCGUCCUAGCAUGCCCCUCAAUUUCACAAGCCUACUACCCUGGCAGGAGAGGAAUCAACCGAAUCAACCCAGUCACGGGAAAAGUAGAGCUCGUACUUAAUAAUAGUCAUAUACAUGGUCUGGGAGCUCUCAUCUCCACUCUCGAUGCAAACCAUGGUGCCAUGUUUGCCGGCACUUUCAAUGGCGAAUACUAUCUCAAAAGCCUGGAUUCGGAAGACAAGAAAGACUUUGCAGAAGGUGUCAUUACUACAAAUAUGGGAGGUAUCACCAACCAUGUCCAGAUCUACCAACCCCGGCGAUCUUCUGGUCCUGUUGCUGCCAUUGCCAGUAACGACGAGGGAUUCCGCCUUCUAGACCUUCCUACACAGAAGUUCUUGAUGCAGAGCAAGUAUCGAUUCGCGCUCAACUGUACGCGCAUGUCACCUGACGGCCGUUUGAGAGUCAUGGUCGGCGAUGACUUCAAGGUACUGAUUACCGACGCCGAUACCGGCGAGAUUCAACAGGAACUGUCUGGACACCGCGACUAUGGCUUUGCCUGCGAUUGGUCCGAUGAUGGGAGGACAGUAGCCACCGGCUUCCAGGAUAAGGGCGUCAAGGUCUGGGAUGCUCGCCGUUGGUGUGACUCGCGGGGUGUCAGCACACCUCUGUGCACUAUCAGAUCCGAUAUGGCUGGUGUGAGAAAUUUGCGCUUCUCUCCCGUCGGUAGUGGUGAGAGAGUACUCAUUGCUGCCGAGGAGGCUGACAUUGUCAACAUCAUUGAUGCUCAGACUUUUAACAGGAAGCAGACAGUCGAUUUCUUUGGUGAGAUCGGCGGUAUUGCAUUUACCAACGGUGGGCAUGAACUCAAUGUCUUGGCGAGCGACCGUCAUCGUGGCGGCCUUCUUCAGCUUGAACGAUGUGGCCGUGCCGCCGAGCCCUAUUUCUUCAGUUACUGGAAACGUUAUGUCGAUGGUGACACCGCCGAUUGGCGCCAUAAACCCGAUGAGUUUACACGCAGCGGUGAAUGCUAUCGUCGAGUUCCAGCUUCGACGGAUGCCUUGCCCAUCUUCUAAACCAUUUCCCGAUGGCUUCAAGCACCUUUGAAUCAGAUAUACAAAGCGUCUUGGUGUGAUUCACAAAUUAUCUUUAUACUUGUUUGACCUCGCUGGUUACUCUCCUUCAUUCGAAGCAUCUGCCUGCUAGCGUUAUACCCCUUUUGUUCUGGCUUAUCAUAUCAUGAUAAGUUGAGAAAUUACCAUUGGCCAUUCACAGCACAUCACUUUCUAUAUAGGCGGAGAUGGUUUACAAUAUGAAGACAUAAACUACACAAGCUACACAAACCCUCGCUACAAAGCUAUUAAUCAUUUUCUUCUUUCUUUUCCUUUAUCACCGACAUCAUUAUCCUUGCGGCUCAGGGCUGAGCCCGGUCACUUUGUUUGGGAGACUAUAGAUAUCAGAUAUCAGGACAGUGGCGACGGGGUCUUCAUUUCUCGGGCAUGGUACACACAAUCAGUGAGCUUUCGAAGCUUUGGUUUUAUUACACUAUGAGUGGGACAGUCCGUUUUUGUGGGUAAGUUUUGGGACAUAGGAGCGAAGUACAAGUCAGUUGUAAUCUAUGUACUUUGCAAAGACGAUAUUGAAUGACUACCUUCCUACCUAGCUAGCUAAUAUGGACGUGGCUAUCUGCAUGGUCUCCAUUCCCUCGGUGGUUACACACCACAGCUAUUUCAGUUACAAUAUCAUCCAAGGACAAGGCAUGUUCCAUAUGCUCAGAUCCAAGACAAACAUGUCUCUCGUAAAGC
Messenger RNA from Fusarium verticillioides 7600, 4063 nucleotides. RefSeq lists its product as hypothetical. Gene Ontology annotation, molecular function: protein binding. The coding region runs from base 926 to 3334 and encodes 802 amino acids. The record is from RefSeq and is a predicted model, not a curated record. The transcript has 2 exons. NCBI's taxonomy places the organism in Eukaryota, Fungi, Ascomycota, Sordariomycetes, Hypocreales, Nectriaceae.